UCUCCACUCAGUAGACAACGAACCCUCGCUGCAUGCCGUCGUCGUUUGCAGAUCGCUCUCGUCGCGCUACGCGUAAGUAAGCAGCAAAAGCUAUCCGUCGUCGUCGUCGUCGUGAUCGCUGACUGGCACCUCCAUCCACUUCUCCGCACGCGUCUUGCCAAUGAUCGCUGUGUGUGUGCUGAUGUGACACUCAGAAAGUGGAUUACGUUGCCCAGUGUUACAGUGUUUCGCGACCAAGAAAUCGCAAAGUGACGAGCGAUUGUAUCUUCGUUGUAUAUUGAUCUUUUUAAGUUGCCGUUUUACCGAAUACAGUGAAGCAAAAAUAGUGAAAGGAAUUGAAUGCAUCGCGGUCUGCAAUUGAGACCGAGACCGAGAGCAGCAGCAACAGUGGAGAGAAAAUUAUUCAAGAUUGAUGUGCACCAGUUGAGGCGUUGAGUUUCGGGGCUUGAAAAUACUACCUAGUGCUUCGAAUUGCCCGUGAUAGCGCAACCGUGUGUGAUCGCGUGCUUGGAAAGUGGUUCGGAUUCGAUCGCAACCACUGACGCCACUACGCAUGCAGAGUCGUCCUCGAUCGAUCUGGAGCUUGCAAUUGUGGCGCACACUGUUUCCGCGUGAGAGAGAGCGCAGCCGCAGCCGGAACAAUUCAUAAUUGUUAGCGGACGAAUAGAUUUGUAGGUUCCGAGAAAAUUUUAAGAGGCGUUUGCCAAGAGGAUGUCUGCUAUCAGACAUCGACCUCUGGCAACACAGAACGAGAGCGAUGAUAACUUUUCGGAUGAUGAAAGUACCCCCCUAACCCAGGACAUUUAUGGCGGAAGCCAACGCACCGUACAGGAAACCAAAGGAUGGGACGUCUUCCGGGAUCCUCCGAUCAAGGAGGACACCGGUUCGAUGGCCGACCAGGCCUGCCUGGAGCUGACGAUCAAAAUCCUGAAAAUUUUCGCGUACCUGUUGACCUUCGUCAUCGUGCUGGCGGGCGGGGUGAUCGCGAAAGGCUGUGUCCUCUUUAUGUCCUCGCAGUUGCGGCGGAACCGCAAAAUAACCUACUGCAACCGGGAUCUGGCCCGGGAUAAGCAGUUCGUGGUGUCACUGCCCGAGGAGGAGCGGAUAGCGUGGAUGUGGGCGCUGAUGAUCGCUUUCGCCGUGCCGGAGAUCGGUGCCUUCAUCCGAUCGACCCGAAUAUGCUUCUUCAAGUCGAUGAAGAUGCCGCUCAAGUCGCACUUUUUGCUGGUGUUCCUUAUGGAAUCGUUUCACACGGUUGGUUUGGUGUUGCUGUUUUUUGUCGUCCUGCCAGAAGUCGACUCGGUGAAAGGAGCCAUGCUGACCAACUGCCUCUGCGUGAUACCCGGCAUGCUUGGUUUAUUUUCACGCACCAACAAGGAAGGGAAGCGCGCUGUCAAGACAAUCGUAGAUCUAGCAGCGAUUGCGGCUCAAAUCACUGGCUUCGUAGUGUGGCCAUUGCUAGAGAACAGGCCCGUGUUGUGGCUAAUCCCUAUCACAGCUUUGCUUACAUCCUGCGGGUGGUGGGAAAACUACGUAUCGGCACAGAGUCCCUUCGGAUUCGUGCGAUCGAUGGGCCGUGUUAAAGAAGAUCUGAAGCAAACGCGCUACUUUACGUAUAUGUUCCUAUCCCUGUGGAAAAUUAUUCUGUUCUUCUGUUUCGUUUUGGUCGUAACCUUUAUACGAGGGGACGAAGUGGCCAAUUUAUUCUCUUUAUUCGGAAUAGGCUUUGGGCCGCAUAAAAUUGUGGUUGAAGAAGUUUCUGUUGCGCUUAACUCAGUCCUUCCCGAUCUUGUCGAAGUGGCCCAGGCAGGAGAUACCGUUGAUAUUGAUGCUUCUUAUAACACGGUUACUUAUGUACUGAUUAUUCAAAUUCUUGGUGCCUACUUCUGUUACGUCUUCGGCAAAUUUGCUUGUAAGAUCCUCAUUCAAGGUUUUAGCUAUGCUUUCCCUGUGAAUCUAACCAUUCCUGUGGCCAUUUCCCUGCUGAUUGCUGCUUGCGGCAUCCGUAACGAUGAUCCAUGCUUUUUCCAUGGCUCGAUCCCGGAUUAUUUGUUCUUCGAAAGUCCUCCAGUGUUUCGGUUGAAUGACUUUGCCAACCGUCAAAUGGCAUGGGCAUGGCUUUUGUGGUUACUUUCGCAAACGUGGAUCACACUUCAUAUAUGGACACCGAAGUGCGAACGCUUAGCCAACACCGAGAAGCUGUUCGUUACACCGAUGUACAAUGCCCUAUUGAUCGAUCAAUCAAUGGCGAUGAACAGGAGAAGGGAUGAUCAGGCCGACGUCAAGACGGAGGACUUAGCUGAGAUCGAAAAAGAAAAGGGAGACGAGUACUACGAGACGAUCUCGGUCCACACGGAUGGUUCGGCCCUGCCGAGGCCCAGCGUAAAAUCCUCCGAUCACAUCACCAGGAUCUACGCUUGUGCCACUCUUUGGCACGAAACGAAGGAGGAGAUGAUGGUGUUCUUGAAAUCGAUCAUGCGAAUGGAUGAAGAUCAGUGCGCCAGACGGGUUGCCCAGAAGUACCUGCGCAUCGUCGAUCCCGAUUAUUACGAAUUCGAAACGCACAUCUUCUUCGAUGACGCCUUUGAAAUUUCGGACCACAGCGAUGAUGACAUUCAGUGCAAUCGGUUCGUGAAGAUUCUUGUGGACACUAUUGACGAAGCUGCUUCCGAGGUUCAUCAAACCAACAUACGAUUGCGACCACCGAAGAAAUACCCUACUCCCUACGGAGGGCGCCUCGUUUGGACCUUACCCGGUAAGACUAAGCUAAUUGCUCACCUUAAGGAUAAAGAUCGCAUCCGGCAUCGUAAGCGUUGGUCUCAGGUUAUGUACAUGUACUACCUCCUCGGACACCGUCUCAUGGAGCUGCCAAUAUCCGUCGAUCGGAAGGAUGUUAUGGCUGAGAAUACGUACCUGCUCACUCUGGACGGAGACAUUGAUUUUAAUCCAAGUGCCGUAACGCUGCUGGUGGAUUUGAUGAAGAAAAACAAGAAUCUGGGAGCUGCCUGUGGUCGUAUUCAUCCUGUGGGUUCCGGUCCGAUGGUAUGGUACCAAAAGUUCGAGUACGCCAUCGGUCAUUGGCUGCAGAAGGCAACGGAGCAUAUGAUCGGCUGUGUACUUUGUAGCCCGGGAUGCUUUUCGCUUUUUAGAGGUAAAGGACUCAUGGACGACAACGUAAUGCGCAAGUAUACGACACGCUCGGAUGAAGCCCGCCACUACGUGCAGUACGAUCAGGGUGAAGAUCGUUGGUUGUGUACACUUCUUCUUCAGCGAGGUUAUCGUGUCGAGUACUCAGCUGCUUCCGAUGCGUACACUCACUGUCCGGAAGGUUUCAACGAAUUCUACAAUCAACGUCGUCGCUGGGUGCCCUCAACCAUCGCCAACAUUAUGGACCUACUGAUGGACUACAAACGCACGAUCAAAAUCAACGAUAACAUUUCGCUGCUGUACAUUUUCUACCAGAUGAUGUUGAUGGGAGGUACCAUUCUUGGUCCCGGUACGAUCUUUCUUAUGUUGGUGGGAGCGUUCGUGGCUGCUUUUAAAAUUGACAACUGGACUUCGUUUUACUACAACAUUAUACCCAUUCUACUGUUUAUGUUAAUCUGCUUCACGUGUAAAUCCAACAUACAAUUGCUACUGGCACAAGUAUUAUCAACCAUGUACGCACUAAUUAUGAUGGCCGUGAUUGUCGGUACAGCGUUACAAUUGGGCGAGGACGGUAUCGGAAGUCCGUCGGCAAUUUUCCUCAUAGCAAUGACAGGGUCAUUUUUCAUAGCAGCCUGCCUGCAUCCGCAAGAGUUUUGGUGUAUCGCAUCCGGCUUAAUCUACCUUCUAUCGAUUCCAUCCAUGUACUUGCUGCUGAUUUUGUACUCCAUCAUCAAUCUGAAUGUCGUUUCCUGGGGUACUCGCGAAGUGGUGGCGAAAAAGACCAAAAAGGAAAUGGAGCAAGAGAAGAAGGAAGCCGAAGAGGCUUCGAAGCGAGCCAAACAAAAGUCGCUUCUCGGUUUCCUACAGGGUGGAGCAGAUUCUAACUCGGACGAGGAGGGGUCUAUCGAGAUCUCGAUCGCAGGACUGUUCCGGUGUUUGCUUUGCACUCACGGUAAAACCACUGACGAAAAGGCUCAAUUGAUUCACAUCGCUGAUGCGCUCGAUUCAAUCACUAAAAAAAUCGAUGUCCUGGAGAAGCACAUCGACCCUCACGCUCAUCAUACACGAAAACGAACUGCCUCGGCUGGAUCGAAGGAUCAUCAUUUGGGAUCGGUGGCGGAAGACACCGAAGGCGAGGAUGAAGUAUCCGAUUCGGAAACGUCCACGCUGCAGAGAAACGAACGAGAUUUCCUAACGAACCCGUACUGGAUUGAGGAUCCGGAUCUGAAGAAGGGCGAAGUCGAUUUUAUCUCCAGUACCGAGAUCCAAUUCUGGAAGGAUCUGAUCGAUCAGUAUCUGUAUCCGAUUGACCAAAACAAGGAAGAACAGGCACGUAUAGCCCACGAUCUGAAAGAGCUCCGUGAUUCAUCCGUUUUCGGAUUCAUCAUGAUCAAUGCUUUGUUCGUUUUGAUCGUAUUUUUGCUUCAGUUAAACAAGGAUAACAUCCACGUCAAAUGGCCACUGGGUGUUAAAACCAAUAUAACCUAUGAUGAAGCUACUCAAGAGGUUCACAUCUCAAAGGAAUAUCUGCAGCUAGAACCGAUCGGGUUGGUGUUUGUGUUCUUCUUCGCCUUGAUUCUGGUAAUUCAGUUCACCGCCAUGUUGUUCCAUCGUUUUGGAACCCUGUCGCAUAUUCUGGCCUCAACCGAACUAAACUGGGGCUGCAAUAAGGAACCCGAGGAGCUUUCGCAGGAUGCUCUCAUAGACAAGCACGCGGUAGAGAUAGUGAAAAAUCUACAAAGGCUCCAGGGAAUAGACGGGGACUACGACAACGACUCUGGUAGCGGGCCGGACAGAAUAGCUAGGAGGCGAACCAUCCAGAACUUGGAGAAAGCACGCCAACCACGACGGCAGAUCGGAACGCUGGAUGUGGCGUUCAAGAAACGUUUCCUCAAGCUGACCGCUGAUGAAAACAAUACCGGCACUCCGAUCUUGACGCGGCGAAUGACGAUGCGUCGCGAAACGAUACGGGCCCUGGAGGUUCGCAAAAACUCGGUGAUGGCUGAAAGGCGCAAAUCGCAAAUGCAAACUCUGGGAGCCAACAACGAGUAUGGGAUAAGCGGCGUUACGACGGCUAACAUUAAUGCCCCAGCGCGUCCAACGAGAAUUUCGAAUGCUGGUGUUAGUGUGAAAGAUAUAUUUAACGUGAACGGUGGCCCCGGGGGAGAUAUUUACGGGGUUACAGGACAGGUAAAUCAGGCCUACGAGCCUGUUAUCGAGGAUGAGGACCGCAACUCGCUCAGAUUGCAGCCCCGUAAUCAGGUCACGUGGAGCAACAACAACGGACGGCUGUGACAAAACCGUGGCUCAUACUUGUGCAUGCUGCCCUCUAUAGUAAGUUAUGCAAGCAGCAGCGCAACAUCUUCCAUUGCAGACAAGUAAAUAUGUCUCAAAUAAUUUAUAGUUUAAUUUAACAUCAAAUACUCCAAGCAAUAUUAAUACUGCCGAAAUUUUUUUUGUCCUACGAAAUAGUAAUAAUGCCCGACUUUAAACAUCUAUCAAAACUAGACAAAUCUGCCGUAUAAACUAAAAAACUGCCAGCUGACUUAAGCAAUACAUGCAGAAUGAAAUUGAGCAAGAAAAUACUCAGUAGGUAACUACAUCUAGCACUAAUGACACGAAACGACACAAUGCAGUCUAUUGUAAUUGAAAAAUGAAAUUCACAAUUGUAACAAAAUUGAUUUCGACUCUUCUAUAGAAUAUUUAUUUAUAAAAAGAAACGAAAAACAACCUAAUUUUAGACCCCAAAACGAACGUUUUUGUUUUACACUAUUUGGACUUGAGAGACUGCAGCUACAACCCGCAAUGACUGUAAAUAUUCUUCAAGCCUAACUUUCAGUGACUUUUUCACAACAUGUUUUGUAAGAGGUUUUCUUUGUAAAAGGAUGUGUUACGGUAUACAUUACUUACGCCUCAAUGUAAAUCUUGAAUGAUACAAACAAAAGUGGAAGAACUUGAUAGACUUUUUAUACAUUUUAUGAAAA
This is a messenger RNA of Wyeomyia smithii (pitcher-plant mosquito), 6131 nucleotides long. RefSeq names its product chitin synthase chs-2 (gene kkv). NCBI's taxonomy places the organism in Eukaryota, Metazoa, Arthropoda, Insecta, Diptera, Culicidae. Bases 712 to 5442 code for a protein of 1576 amino acids. The transcript is spliced from 12 exons. Gene Ontology annotation, cellular component: cell periphery; cell septum. The record is from RefSeq and is a predicted model, not a curated record. Gene Ontology annotation, molecular function: chitin synthase activity.